Molecule: messenger RNA, 1007 nt
Organism: Amoebophrya sp. A120
Lineage: Eukaryota; Dinophyceae; Syndiniales; Amoebophryaceae
Source: the annotation of a GenBank genome assembly
CGGGGCAGCUGUCGCAGAGCCAGGAGGGAAGUCAAGACAACGGGGUGGACACGGUGUGAUGCUGUUCCUGGUUGAAAUAAAAUUCUGAAUUCUGCGGUUUUAUUUUUUUCACAGGUUCCGCGCGCCUCUCGGUCUGUUGGUUCUUCGAUUUCAUCAAGGAAAAGACUGAAGCAAAUUAUGUUUGUAAAUUGGGAUUAAUCAUUCAAAAGUGAUACUGUUGUUCACCUCCGGCGACAACGUCAUGGUCCUUUUAUUCCGAAAAAAGUUUGACGUCUUUUCCUUUCGCUCUUUGCCAUUUUGAUGCCCUCGUUCUGCUUUUGACUUUUUCCUGUAGUUUUGAUGCGAAGUUGUAGCAGCUUUAUGAAGUGAUAAUGUAGUCACAUCUGAAUCUAAAGAUUCAGCACUACUAAAUAAUUUUCCGCCUCCUGUGCUUGGCUCAAAAAUUUGCUGCCAUAUGUAUCGGUACACCUCGCACUGUUAAAAUUUUCCGCGAAAAUGCAGAAGGAAUGUACCGACUAGACCAGCCUUGCAUAUCGAUGGUAUAACAGAUAGUUAUCAUUUUCCUCUAACCCCUCGACUUUCAAUAAGCAUUUAGCAGAUCUAUUGCUCCACUUUUGUUGCACGGCAAAAUCUAAUUCAGGAGUUUCUGAUUCAUUUUUUCCUUGUAGCAAAAAUCGUAGCAAAUAGAACCCUGUUUUUUUGAUUAAACUCUACUGCUUCUUGAAGACGAAUUCCUAGCAUUGUUAAUACAACACUCGGAGGCCGCAUAUGAAACUGGUUGGAAAAAUAAAACGUCGCGUUGCUCUGUCUUGUGUCUCUCGGACACAAAAUAGGCUAGCAGAGACAAACAUAGGUCAUGUUUUAGGAAUGUUUGGGGUCGUUUGCCAGGGAUGCAGUAGAUAUGUGUGAAUUUGAAACGCCCACUCCAUUGUGAAUUUCAACAACUUACUAUAAAACAACCCUCUUGGAAUAUAAAAAAAAACAUUAGCCCACAGUGGGUUAAUUAU